CCGGCUUUCCAGGGAGCCCCGCUGCGGUGGCGGCUCCUCCUCGCCGUGUGCUGGGCGGUCGCGGCGGGCACGGCGGCAGAAGCAAAACUUCUUCCACCUCCAUCCAACCUGAGCUACUCAUUUAUCCAAAUGUGCACUCUGAACUGGACAUGGAACCCCCCACAGAACAUCAGCAGGAGCUGCAACCUGGAGUAUUCCAGUGACAUCGUCAUUAACAAGGUUCCUCAGGACGAAAAAGAAUGGAGUAAGAAUCUCUUCCGUGUGACAGAUGCGUUCUUGGAUGAGGAAAUGCGUUUCAAAGUGAGAAGUGAGUGCAAGCAUGAUAACACCAGUGAGCCUAGUCCAUGGGUGGAGACCUCCCUUCUGCUGAAAGGUGUUCCAGGUAGUGCUGCUGUUGACUUGAGCUGUGUUUGGCACAAUUUGGAGUACAUAGUUUGUACGUGGCGUCCUGGGGAGAACGCAAGCAGUGAUACCAACUAUACCUUGUUCUACUGGUUUGAUGGUUUGAAGAACCCAAAGAAGUGCAGCAACUAUUCUACAGACCAAGGAAUCUUUGGAUGCAUUUUCAAUUUUACCUUUCCAAAAGUCACCAAUACUUACCCAACUAUAAGUAUUUUGAUUAGAGAUGACUCUGAAGAAAUUAGACCUGUGUGUGCAAGUAAAAAUCCUACCACCCUUGUAAAACCUGCUACACCAAGUCAAGUGACAUUGUCAAAGAUUAAUGAUAAAAUAGAUGUAAAAUGGAGUGAAUCAGAAACCUUUCCAAAAGGUUGUUUGCUUUAUGAAGUUAAAUAUCGCAAUGGUGAUUUGGACUCCGGUCGGAUAAUUCCAUCUGAAGAGAAUUCGGUGUCAAUUUCUGGCAUUGAUCCCAAUAGCAAGUACAUCUUCAAAGUGAAAGCAAAGCCAAAGUCCGACUGUUACAGCAGCGAGUUCUCUAGUGACUGGAGUGAAGAAAAGAGCAUUGGUGAGAAGAAGGACUCUGCAAUCUCUUUGGUUCUGAUAAUCACCAUUCCAUUAAUAGUAGCAGUAUCUACAAUAAUUCUACUGGUUUAUCUGAAAAGGCUGAAGAUACUAAUUCUUCCACCAAUUCCAGACCCUAGAGAAAUUCUUAAGCGCAUGUUUGGAGAACAGAAUGAAGAUUCCCAGAGCUGUGCAAAGGAUGAUGCCAUGAAUGCUUAUGACAAGUUAAUUAUGGAAGAAGAAAUUCAUUCUUUAAUUUUAACAGAAACUUCGGAGACACCUAAUACUGAAAAAGAAAACACAUAAAUUCUGCUUUAUCAGUGAAAGAGGAGGAAACUCCUUCCUGUUCCCAUACCUCAGGUGACAGUGUAGAUGUGAAGAGGCCCUUGAGACAUUCAACAGCUCUCCCCUCACCGAGUCCUUCUCUGAUGUGCAGGAGAUGCAUCACUAACUGUGGCUGUUCUUCCAUCUCUCCGAUCAUCCAAGAUCACUCAAGAUGAGCAUAAAUCCUGUCACUGCAUUACAGCAUCUCCCAUUCUGGCUUCAGCCAGCUCUGCCCUGUUACUUGUCACUUGUCGCCUGUGUUUGUGCCUCAUGGGAGACUGUCAGUGUGUUUUUUUUUGGAGCAAGCACUGUGACUUCACUGAAGUAUUUGGCUCUGCUUUGCAGUAGAUGAGAUAAGGUUCAUGUACAGUACAUGGUUUAUUAGUGCUCCUGCAUGGAGCUGCUGCCAAGUGGGGUCCCAGAGCACAGACUGUCUGUGGAUGGCCCCUUGUGUGUGUGCCCAGGCCGGGCACUUUCCAGAGGGCACAUACGGACUGACCUUCUUGUGUUCCUGGUUGAUGUCCAUCAGCUGUGGCCUGGUCAAAUACCAUAAAAGAGGGUGGUUUUUUUCUUUUGAGAAUGUGUAUGUAAAGCCUCUCUGCUUUCCAGCUGCUAUUCAGAAUAUUCAUAGAAAAGGCUUAGUAUUUUAUCCUUUCAGUGGCCUGUCCUCAGAUGCCUUGCCUUUAUGGACUUCUUGGGUUAAUUAUACUUUGUUUAAAAUUGUAUAGAUUUUUUUACUUGUGCUGUGCAGUGGCAGAUAACUGUAUUGAGUCUCACCAGACUGUGAUUCUACUUUGGCCAUAUUGGCCUGAAAACACGAUUUUUGAAAGCAAGGUCAUCCUGAGUCUGUCCAGCAGAAUUACCAGGAUGGAUGCAUGAGUCAGAGGAACUGUGGUCAAAUGGAUAGCAAGUGUUAAACCACUGAAACUGAAAUAAUUGAAAGGCUUCAAGACCCAUGCUAAGCUGAUGGUUUUAGAGGAAGGGGGGAUGACAACCUUGACCUGUUUUUCAAGGGAUAAGUUUUAUUCCUUCUCUAGUGAUGAGGCUGUGAUUUGAGCUUCCCUUCUAGGAGCUUAGCAAUAUAAAACAAGGUGCUGACUGGACUUGGAAAAAAAAAAAAAUCUCUUCUAUAUUUUACUGCAGCAGCUUGAUGACUUUUUUUAAGUCAUUAAUUGUUUUGCUCAUUUUUUGAUGGUAUUGUUUUAAGCUUUACCCAGCAACGCUCAGUAGAUGUUUUCUGGCACAACUGAAAUUUGUGCCAGAGCAGUUUCUCUGCUCUGAAUUCUGAGAGCAUUAGUUUCCACCCUGUGCUGCAAGGGUGGUAACAGCAGUACCUUGAUUGUGCAGGAGGAAGAAAGUAAUGAGCAGAAAGGGAUCCAUGGAAGCCCUUUAAAUGGUUAGUGUUCAGGAAUUUCUUGCUCCUUCCAACUGAGUGCAGACGUGUUAAUCACUGAUGUAGUUAGUCUUAGCAGACUGGGAAGAGAUCUCCUGAUAAGUUUGCUAGGAACAAACUCUAUAGCCACUAACCUUUUAUAGUUCAUCCCUGUCCUCAAACUUCAGUCAAAAAUCUGAAACAAAGUGCUUAGAACAUAAUGUUCUCUGUGAAGCAGAACAGCUGUGCAUCCUUUACCCACUUGUGUAUGCCCUCCUCAAGAAAUUCAGUUCUUUCCCCAGUCCCUUCUGAGCCUCUCAAAUAUACAGUUUCUUCCACAUUCUUACCUACCUUUUGUUAGUGGUAGAAAGGGGAGGAGAAAUGUUGCAGAUUAGCAUUUAGCUUUUACUUACAUUGAGACUAAGAAACCCCCAAUAUUAUGAAAAUUGAUCGAUGAGACAAAGUGAGAAUAAAGCCUCAGGGAUUUGAGUGAGAUAAAACUCAGGUUAUAAAAAGGCAGCAGCACUGUGGGAAAUUUCAGAGGUAAAGGAAUAGCGUGGGGGACAGAGGAAUUAAAUUCCUAUGCCAACUUCAGUCCCUCUGCCCUGCAACAUUUGUAUCGUUAUAGUGAUACAAAUAUUUUUUCAAUCUACCUCAUCUAGAAUGUUGCUCAUCACAGACCACUAGACAAACAGAAAUGUAUGAUUGUAAUGUAAGCAAGCAUAGCAGUGCAAUGUAAAGUUUUGUGGCUUUCGUUACAGCCCUCUAGGAAAAUCAGUACUUUACCCUAAAUCCUUUUGACUUUUGUGCUGGUGUUUAUGGUAAAACCAAAGUUUAUUGUUUCGUAAAAAUGCCAAACCAACAAAAAACCCCCAAACAAAUUCAUAAAACCAGAGGAGUGGUAAAAACCCCAGAUGUAAGGUGCCAGGCCAAAAGGAAGACUUAAACACAAAGGAUGGUUUGGAUCGCUGUAUAGAAAAGUUUUGGAUAACUCUCCUGAAUAACAGUAGUUGACACACUUCCCAAUAGAAUAAUUUCUUGAGCUUGUGUUUGUGCAUGUAAAGCAAGUGUCUGAGUACACUUUCAUCUUUAAUGUUUAUUUUUUAAGGUUGGAGGGGUUUUAGCUUGAAAUUUUCCACAUUUUGCUAUCAUUUGUUUGUUCUUCUUGGUUACUUGAUCUGUCUGUAAAUUUAUUCAAAGAACUUAUAAAUAUUAUUGAAUGUUUUUCAGUAUAAUGUUGUGGCUUUUGUUCUUGGGUUGAGAAGAUAAACUAAUAUAAAAGAGAUGGUGUUUUAAUGGGAAACCAUGUUCAAGGGUUGCAGAACCCAGAGAAGAAAAACUUGCAUGUUGCUUUGGCCUCUUCCAUUUCAAAAGUGAAUUUGAGCCACACAGACAGAGGGGAAUACUAUAGCCAUAUUUUUUGGCUGGGAUAAUGGAACAGAGAUGGAGCUGUGAGACUUGUGCUCUCACCCUCAGGGUGCUCAAGGCCACACUAUUUUCUGACAUUGCCAUGUUGAGACUUAAAAAACAAUCAACCUUGAAUUUGACUGAGAGUGCUGCAGCCUUCCCAGACACAGUUCCAGUGUUUAAGUCUUUGCUAGCUGCUGAGGUCAUUGAAAAUGCCAGGUUGCUAAACUACUGAAAACCACUAUUACAUAGUUGCUGGAACUCAAAUGUGUUUAUUUGGCACUUCAGCAUAUAAGCGAGGGCUUCCUGAAAAGAUUCAGAGAAAGAAUAUUUUAUUCCCUUCAGUUCAGUGAGCAGAUCAUUCAAAAUUAAGACAUAACCGUGACAUGACCAUCCAAGAGACUCUUUGGAUUUCUCCCAGUUCUCCUGUUUUGGUGGUAAGUGACCAACAACAAAUCAUUUGCCAUAAGUGACCUUUUUCUACGUUAAUACAUUCUGUUAAAUAACUUUCCUGUAUUCGGCAUCCUAGAAAAAUUGAACAAUUAAUUUCUAUCUUUUUUGUUAGUUUUAAUUUAUUUCAAUUAAAGAAUGCCAUGACAGAGUUGAACCGCUUUAAAGGAGUCAUAAAGGAACAGGUCAAAGUGUAAGCCAUAGUGUUUCAGCACUUGCUGGGUAGAACUGUUCACAGGUUGGGCAUUUCCAUUCACUGGAAAUUAUUCAAUAAGCUUAGUUCUGAGUUGGAACUUCAAAUACUCAAAAUUUCCCCUGGAAGGAAAAUUUUUUUUUUUUAAUUAAAAAAAA
This is a messenger RNA of Empidonax traillii (willow flycatcher), 4864 nucleotides long. RefSeq names its product interleukin 13 receptor subunit alpha 1 (gene IL13RA1). Gene Ontology annotation, biological process: cytokine-mediated signaling pathway. Lineage: Eukaryota; Metazoa; Chordata; Aves; Passeriformes; Tyrannidae. The transcript is spliced from 10 exons. The record is from RefSeq and is a predicted model, not a curated record. Gene Ontology annotation, molecular function: protein binding; cytokine receptor activity. Gene Ontology annotation, cellular component: membrane; external side of plasma membrane. Bases 130 to 1266 code for a protein of 378 amino acids.